AUGGUGCUACGCCGCACGACAUUGUCUUUUUUCAGACCUGCAGAAUGGGCUCGUCACUCUCACUGUAUCCUUGCUUGGCCUGGACUCAAGAACGCGUCUUUCCAGACCUCUGCAUCAUUGACUGCUGCCACGGACGAGGUGUCUAGCUUAGUCAGGGCAAUUUCUAGAUUUGAGCCAGUCAGUUUGGUCGUUGGUCAAGAUCGGGUACAUGAAGCACGCUCAGAGUUCGAAUCCAACUCAUCUACGACGAAACACAUGAUUCGAAUUCACUCGGUUCCGGGGGAUGGUAUGGAUCUGUGGAUGAGAGACAUUGCACCUACAUUUACCAUAUGCCAGCAAAAAGAGAAACCAACGCAACAGCUGUUUGGGGUUGAUUUCAACUUCAACGGCUGGGGAAGUCGGCAUGUCACUGCAGCGACGGCCGGUCUUGCGCGUAUACUUCUUGAAGACACUAAAACUCGUCGCGUCAAAGCAUCAAUCACCGCUGAAGGAGGCGCUUUGGAGGUUGACGGUGAGGGCACAUUAUUAGUAACAGAGAGUUCCAUUAUCAACCAGAACCGAAACCCCGGAAAGAGCAAGGGAGACAUCGAGAACGAAUUGCAACGGUGCCUGGGUGUAUCGAAAAUCAUUUGGCUACCUGGGGUCAUGAAUGCCGAUAGUACAGACUGUCAUGUUGAUGCUCUAGCGAGAUUUGCUUCGCCGGGUGUUGUGCUUCUCAGUCGACCUGUAGGGCCCAGGGCGAAGACAGUAUGGAUGAAGGUAUACGAAGAGACGAAAGAUAUCCUGUGCAAUCAACAAGAUGCCCAAGGCAGAAGCCUUGAGAUUAUCGACAUUCUAGAACCUGACAUGGCUCUUUUGAACCUAGACGAGGAAUCUAUGGAAGCACUCGAGACUGCAAGUGGAUGGUCUCCAGUUAUGAGCUACGUGAACUACUAUCUACCAAAUGGCGGACUGGUGAUUCCGAAAUUUGGCGAUGAGGAGGCUGACAUCAGGGCUUUUGAGAUCUUGAAGGGCCUUUUUGGGAAGGAAAGAGAGGUCGUGCAGGUUUAUAUCAAUGAACUGCCAUUACUCGGAGAUACCACCAACAUGAAGCGCAAGACAGACGAUACCCACCAAUCAAAUGGCCACCAUGAGUCCAAGAAAAGAACCCUCUCAGACGACGCAGUAGCUGCACGCUUUCGCGAGGGUCUGUUCGAUCCGGCAGAACUGGAGAAAUAUACCAAGAGCUAUGCAAGCUCAGGACCCUACAAACAUGGCGUUAUAUCCCCAUUAAUCGCGCCAGACCUUCUACGCUCCGUGCGCAACGAGAUCGAGCAGAAAAUCUCCUUCACCGAGAAGGAAACCGAUAUCUACAAAACGUUUCAGUCGGGCGACCUGGCAAACCUCGACGGGCUGGACGAUGCUUCGCUAUCACGACUGCCGUCCUUGCUGCAGUUGCGCGAUGCGCUAUACUCCGCCAAAUUCCGCGCGUAUCUGUCCUCGUUGACGGGCUCGGGAGAGCUGAGCGGGAAGAAAACCGAUAUGGCUAUUACCAUCUACACGGAAGGUUGCCAUUUACUCUGCCACGACGAUGUUAUUGGCAGUCGACGUCUAAGCUAUAUUCUGUAUUUGACGGACCCGGACACGCCAUGGCAGCCCGAAUGGGGUGGCGCACUGCGGUUGUACCCUACCAAGACUGUUCGAGACGAGAGCAAAGGCGGCGACGAGAUCAAGAUACCCAGCCCGGAUUUUAGCUUGUCGAUUCCACCGGCUUUCAAUCAGCUGAGUUUCUUCACUGUGCAGCCCGGCGAAAGCUUUCAUGACGUCGAGGAGGUCUAUCACCCGUCAGAACAGGAUAAAGGGAAAGAGAAACGCGUGCGGAUGGCGAUAAGUGGCUGGUUCCACAUCCCGCAAGAAGGUGAGGAGGGGUACGAGCCUGGUUUGGAGGAGAAACUGGCCGAACGAAGCAGUUUAUCCCAACUCCAAGGUAGAGGCGAUAUAUAUGACCAGCCGCAGCCGCAGCCGGUUGAUUGGGAUGCCGAGGCUGUUUCGGACAGCGGCAAAGGAAAAGGAAAAGGAAAAGCCAAACAGUCUGUUGAUGACGAUCAAGGCGACGAACUUACCGAGUCUGAUCUGGACUUUUUGCUACAAUUCCUUGCGCCGUCGUACUUGACUCCGGAUAUUGCCGAGGAGAUCUCGGAGACAUUCGCCAACGACUAUUCGCUUAGUUUGGAGAAGGUGCUGUCGGAAAAGUUUGCAGGCAAGGUCCGAGAGUAUAUUGAGCAGCAGGAGAAGGAAGGAUUGCCGGCUUCCGCGGACGAUAUUGAAGCAAGCACAAGUUGGAAAGUCGCUCGUCCUCCUCACAAGCAUCGCUAUGUCUUCCAGCAACCUACUACGGCCAGCACCAAGCAAGAUAGUGUAUCGCCCGUACAAAAAUUACUAAAUGAGUUCUUGCCAUCGCAGCCCUUCCGGAAAUGGCUCACUUUGAUCACGGGCGCAGACCGUCUAACGGAUCACAAUCUGUUAGCUCGCAGAUUCCGACGUGGCCAGGACUACACAUUGGCCAGUAGCUACGAGGGCAGCGAGCCGCGGUUGGAAUUUACUCUUGGUCUUACCCCGACAUCUGGCUGGGAGAAGGCAGAAGACGAAGAUGAAGACGAGGAGGAGGAAGGUGAAGGUGCUAAGACCGCAAAGACAUCUACUUCUACCGAAGAGACCGACAGCGAAGAUCCGUCCGUAGGCGGCUACGAGAUGUACAUGACCGGUGAAGAUGACGAAGAAGACGACGACGACGAUGCAAACGAAGGCGCAGAGGACCGCAAAUCCAAAAAGUCGGACCCGGCAAUCUACAAAGCAGCGCAUGACGACGACGAUGGAAUUCUUUUCAGCAUGGCGGCUGGCUGGAAUCGCAUGAGUAUUGUGUUGCGCGACAGUGGCACGCUCAAGUUUGUCAAGUAUGUGAGCGCGGCUGCGCGCGGGGAUCGAUGGGAUAUUACGGGGGAGGUUGGUGUUGUUUUUGCUGAUGAUGAUGAAGAAGAAGAAGAUGAGAAUGAUCAAGAGUAA
Messenger RNA from Talaromyces atroroseus, 3042 nucleotides. RefSeq lists its product as hypothetical. The record is from RefSeq and is a predicted model, not a curated record. The transcript has 3 exons. Gene Ontology annotation, molecular function: L-ascorbic acid binding; peptidyl-proline dioxygenase activity; protein-arginine deiminase activity. Gene Ontology annotation, biological process: regulation of translational termination; peptidyl-proline hydroxylation; putrescine biosynthetic process. Gene Ontology annotation, cellular component: cytoplasm. Lineage: Eukaryota; Fungi; Ascomycota; Eurotiomycetes; Eurotiales; Trichocomaceae. Bases 1 to 3042 code for a protein of 1013 amino acids.